CAGAAUAUCGAGCUCGGGGCCACAGGAGGAGUCUCCAAAAAGGAAGGCAGCAACAUGGAGGACAUGACUGUGGAACAGAUUACCAUGAGGGCCAACCAAGUGACUGACGAGCAUCAUCGUGUGCUGUACCUGUCUCUGUGUGUUCCAGAGCAGCUGAAGCGUGUGGAUGAGGGCAUGGACCAGAUCAACCAGGAUAUGAGACAGGCCGAGAAAAACCUCACCGAUCUCUCCAAGUGCUGCGGCAUUUGUGUCUGCCCCUGUGACAGGGUGACUUCUAUUGAGCACGAUUCACGAUACAAGCGAACCUGGGGUAUGGGAGGAGGAGAUGGCGAAACUGAAGGCAAUGGCUCAAAAGUGGUCUCAAGGCAGCCGUCGGGUGUUCGUAACGGUCAGGCCGGCCAGGUGAACGCCUCAGCACCUUCAGGCCCGUACAUCAAGAGGAUAACCGACGAUGCUCGUGAGGACGAGAUGGAGGAGAAUCUCGAUGCAGUCGGCAGCAUUAUUGGCAACCUGAAAUCUAUGGCUGUGGACAUGGGCUCUGAGAUAGACAAGCAAAACAAACAGAUUGACCGCAUCAAUGACAAGGCGGACAUGAACAAGGUUCGCAUUGAUGAAGCGAACCAACGAGCCAACAAGCUCAUCAAAUAGUCACGGAACCAAGCUUCUGCCAGAUUCAUCUAUCAACCUUGAGCCUGUGUCGCCCCACACACACACACACACACACACGCACGCACGCACGCACUACAUACUUGCACAUAUGCACAAACACACACUCUUUGACAACAUAAAAUAGAAAUCCACUCUGGGAGAAUGUUAAUGCCAGCAGUGUGCCUGCCUUUACUGCACUAAUAUGUAAACAUUUAUACAGUCUAUAAAUUGGCCACCACCUCAAAUACUUAAACAUUUGUAUUCAUAGUCGUGCUGGACCUGGGAAAGUAGCGUGGGCAUCAGACACUGCAGCAAACAGCCAGUGACUGAGUGCCUGUCACUGCAGUUUGAUACCAAAUAUGGACCCGACUUGUAUCGUAUCACAACAUUCACAGGAAGGGAAGUAGCGCAGGUCAAAUACUGUUCUUGCUUAUUUUAUUCCCCUGUUUGCCUUCCUCUUCAGUCAAAAGCUAUGAACUGUCUUUAUGUACGCCUCUCUGGAAUUUAUGGAAAAGGUCAGUGAUCCAUAGUCAUUAAUUGUUUUUAAAUGAUAAACAGUACAGCAUCAAUUUAUGUAUCACCCCCCCCCCCCUGUUGGUUUUACCCUGAUAGAGCUGAAUCCACAUAAUUCUUGGUCUAAAACAAAUCAAUCAAAUUCCUAUUGGUCCAUGUUAAUUAUAUCAUGUGUAUUGUUUUGAGAUGCUUAUUUAAUUAUUCUUUAUCGAGCAGAAAUGACUUGUGAAUAAAGUUGUCCUUUUUUUUUUUAAACACUUUGUUCCCAUGUCAUUUUUGCCAUUUCUUCCCAAGUUGUUUUAAAAAAUAAAAAUAAAAAAUGUUGUGCUUCAGAGUCCCAGCUGAAAUACUGUGCCGCUGGAAUUCAAAGCACCUACCCCUGAAUGAGAGCAAUUAAAUGUUGAUGUUUUUCAUUUUUCUGACUGAUGGUUAAGUCAAGGUUAUUGUAUUAGCAGGAAUAUUGCAAGGCAUUAGAAAUUAAAUGUAUAGCAAUCGCUAUUCCUUCAAAUGUGAAGGAGGGUCAGUUAGCAUCACGAGGAAUGUUCAUCAUUUCCUCCUGUACAGCGUCUUUAGUUCGGUUUAUGUCAUCCCUGACAAUGGUGAGAUUUUUCAUCAGGAUCAACUGCUGUACUUCAUAAUUCGCGUCACUUGAGGUUUUUCUCUCCGUGAUCGCAGUGUGGUUGUAAAUACUGAAACACAGUGUAGCUGUUCAUUAAUUGCCUAUAGUCUUGCUGAUAAUCUAAUUUCAUUCUUUCUUCGUUACCUCCCAGUUAAUAGAGAUUUAUAGCACCCAAGAGGAGAUUUAACGGCCCCACACGAGCCUGGUAAUGUGUGGAAAAUUAAUUUCCUCAAGUUUAAUAAUUGCCUGUAAGAGUAUGAAAACACAUGUUGAGUCUGGAAACACAUGGCUGUGCUUUGUUAAAUUCACUGUCAUCCCUCAUAUAGACUCGCUGGGUCAUUGCCGUUGUGGCACAUGCAGCAGUUUUGUUCUAAUGAAAAUGACCUCGACUUUUUUUUUUAAAUUAAAGAAAUGAGUCUGGGAAAAUACUGGGAUUUAAAAAUGGGAGAAUGCGCAUCAGUUGAUGGUCGAUGGUUGUGUUCUAACAGCCACAGUAUCACUAACUCUUGCACCUGCUCUGUAAACAGCCAGUUUUCAGAGCAAGGCUACAGUAAAGUGAUAAUAUUUGAUGAUGGAGAGCAUAAUUUAUCUUGUCAACGCUGCUGCCCGGCUCUGAAAAUUACUGCUGGCAGCGAGAUGCAAAAAUAUACAUGCAAAUGAAUGUUGUUCAAGGGGGUAAAUGCAGAAGAAUAAGUCCUGGCUGGCGACGCUCAGACCUCGCUGUGGAAAAUUGGCUAAUGAUUAAGUAAAACCGAAUGCUGAAAAUAUCUCACAUUCAUCGCAAGGCUUUUUUUGUUUUGGAGAAAGAUGAUCAUUUGUAUGCUCUGCUGCAGGCGUCCACCUAUCGAGUCUGGACAGAUUGAAAUGAGCUGUUAUUCAGGGCUUUGUAUUUCUGUAAGUGAUCAUCCUCAGCCUGUAACUUGUCGGCUGAGAUCUAAUUAGUAUAGCUUAAGGCUGCCUCACUGUCUUGAGGCUGUUACUUCAUUGUUUUACAGCCACUGGAAUGUAAAUACAACCGUUUUGUCUAUUUUGAAUACGUUUAUAUGCAGCUGGUUCUUAUCUGAAAUUAGCUUGGUGAACGGGUCACUGUUCAACAGAGCCAAAAUGCCUUUUCUUUCAUGCCUGCCCAUGUUAAAUUGUUUGUACUCAAUAAAUCUGUUCUCUAAUGCAUUUUAUUGCACCGUCUUUAAUGUAUUAACGAAUAAAAUAAAAUUGGGUUUCUUUAAA
This is a messenger RNA of Paralichthys olivaceus (Japanese flounder), 3007 nucleotides long. NCBI's taxonomy places the organism in Eukaryota, Metazoa, Chordata, Actinopteri, Pleuronectiformes, Paralichthyidae. The record is from RefSeq and is a predicted model, not a curated record.